CUUUGAGUGAUACUACCACCAACAGGCUUCAUUGUUCUUGCCCCGUAUAUUUCUUGUUUCUUUUUCUGCUGACCCGAUACAUUCUUUUACCAUGAGCAAUACCCUGAAUUCAUCACCAGACAGACCAAAGGUUGGAUCGUCCAAGAUCAAAUACACCGGCAAGGCCAAGGUCAGCGCGUUAUUUCACGCGACAUCACGCGAAUAUUUAUCUGACGAGCCUUCCGAGAGGAAGAGAAAUGUUUCAAAUGUUGCAGAAGACUCGUCAGGUGAAGAAUCGGACACGCAUCAAAGUAUCACAAAUAGCGACCCCCAAGAAACAUCUCUGUCUGAAUCGAAAGCUGCUCCCAAAAUGGUCGAGAUUUUUCUUCCUGGACCUUCACCACCGCGCUCCCCCUGCAAUUCCCAAGAAAGCCCGGUGCUUUCUGCUAAGCCUACCAGCAAAACUAGGGGACCCCGUAGUUCAUCAGUGGUCUCCUUGAAUCGUUCUAUUCGUCAUGAGAGCCCCUCUGCCCUUACCGUUCGUGCGAAGUCAUCAGAUAAGACUUCCCCUGCCCCAAAGGUCAACUGCCCUAAUACCCCCGAUGACGAUGCAGAUGAGACCUCGUCGAUUGCAGAAUCAUCUGCCGGAGCUCGAAUACGGCGGUCUGAACCUGAGCGUAUACAGUACUUCAAAGGCCAGUCACUAUGCGACGAUGUGGAGUCGCACCGAGCUCAUUGCGUUCGAUGCAACAAAUGGAUCAGUCUUGGCAAGAGACAGACGUAUACUGUUCGUUAUUGGGAAAUCCAUAGACGGAGGUGUGACCAACGAACCCCUGUUUUGAAGUUGGGUCGUCGAGAUGAGACCGAAUUGGAAAAAUCCGAAGCGGAGGCUUUGGAAUCAGAAUUGAGUAUGGAGAUUACCAAGCAGCCUUCACCCCAGCCGGCUCAGAAGAGUGACGCCGAAAGGAAAGCUUUGCUGGAAGAGGAUCCUCGUGCUCAAGAGGUCAAACCACACGAAGUUCUUUGUCGAUCCUGCCAGAAAUGGAUCAAGCUGUCGAUCGAUCAUGUCUACCUUCUUGGAAAUUGGCUCGCACAUCAACAACGGUGUUCUGGUGUUAUACCCAGCAGCCGAGUGGCUACCGCAGUGGCUACGGCAGAGAGGAAACAUAGUUUGCUGAACGACCCUCAAGCGAAGUCGUCUUCCCCUCGACAUGUCGAGUGUGCUUUUUGCAGGACGAAUGUCGAGCUGGACGGGGUCGCACAGUAUGAUUUGACCAAGUGGCACGAGCAUAAAGCGAAGUGCACUUCUCAUGCUAUUCAAUCCACUCCAAAGGCUCCUAAUUCGCGUCGUUCGCGCGUUUUCCCUACACCAUCAAGUCAGGCUAUCACUCAAACGCCUACAAGCGAGGUACACAAACCCCUUGCAUCCUCGAGUUCAGCGUCUAUAGACGCCACAGCCAUCAAUAACAACUCCCCGUCUCGUAUUGGGGAGAAACGUGCCAGGGACGAAGAAGACGCCGGAGAAGACCGCCCUGUGAAUCGUCCGAGAACCGAGACCUAUGAAGCGCCCAAGAAUGAGGCGCCAGGUCCGUGGGGUUGGUUUAUGCAGCCCUUCAAAGCUUUCGUGCGUGGUUUCAGAGAAGGUUUAGGUACUUCAUCUACGUAAAUGUUGGCACUAGUGUGUUAUGUCGAUUGUAUUGUACCCCACUCUAUCUAUUGCGCUCUGUUUUCUUGAUAAUGCUAUUUAAUUGUUCCCCUGGACGCUUGGGG
This is a messenger RNA of Suillus clintonianus, 1749 nucleotides long. RefSeq lists its product as uncharacterized. NCBI's taxonomy places the organism in Eukaryota, Fungi, Basidiomycota, Agaricomycetes, Boletales, Suillaceae. The record is from RefSeq and is a predicted model, not a curated record. Bases 92 to 1645 code for a protein of 517 amino acids. The transcript is spliced from 9 exons.